This is a messenger RNA of Orcinus orca (killer whale), 4297 nucleotides long. It is a transcript of the gene RCBTB1, whose product is annotated as RCC1 and BTB domain containing protein 1. Bases 451 to 2172 code for a protein of 573 amino acids. Lineage: Eukaryota; Metazoa; Chordata; Mammalia; Artiodactyla; Delphinidae. The transcript has 14 exons. The record is from RefSeq and is a predicted model, not a curated record. Gene Ontology annotation, molecular function: protein binding.
CGCGAACGCGACUCUCCGCAGAGCCUGGGGGCGGAUUCGGACGGCCAAUCGGCUUCUUGAGGAGUCCCGUGCCCGCCGGCCCAGGGCCGAGAGACUACAGGAUCCCAGCCUGCCCGGCGAGCGGAUUUGCCCGGGGCGGGCCGAGCCAGCUGGGAGGCGGUAUCACGUGAGGCGGCCUGGACCACGUGACCCGGCAGCCCGGCCCCCGGCCCACUCGCCAGCUCCGCCUUUAAGCCCGCCACUCGCUGGGUCCCGCAACGCUUGUGAGGUCCUCCCGGCGCUCCCGGCUGCUGGGCCUACAUGGACGGCGCGCGGCCGCGGCUGGCCUCCCAGGAAAAGGCACAGGUUUGAAGGUAGAGGAAGGAUUGGACACGUUGCUGGGGCAAGUGAGCGAUCCAUUUAACCAAAAAGAUGUCGGCUUAUUUUUAGGAAUUACUUGAAACCAGAGUCAUGGUGGAUGUAGGAAAGUGGCCAAUCUUCACUCUGCUCUCACCUCAAGAAAUUGCAUCUAUUCGGAAAGCUUGUGUCUUCGGCACCUCAGCCAACGAAGCACUGUAUGUUACUGACAAUGACGAGGUCUUUGUAUUUGGACUGAACUACAGUAACUGUCUAGGAACUGGAGAUAACCAGAGUACACUUGUGCCCAAAAAGCUGGAAGCCUUAUGUGGAAAGAAGAUUAAGAGCCUUAGUUAUGGGAGUGGACCGCAUGUUCUUCUCAGCACCGAAGAUGGAGUUGUUUAUGCCUGGGGCCACAAUGGAUAUAGCCAGCUUGGGAAUGGGACGACCAACCAAGGCAUUGCUCCCAUCCAAGUCUGCACCAACCUCUUGAUCAAGCAAGUGGUUGAAGUAGCUUGUGGCUCACAUCAUUCAAUGGCUCUGGCAGCUGAUGGAGAGGUGUUUGCUUGGGGCUAUAACAACUGUGGCCAGGUGGGAUCAGGAUCUACAGCAAAUCAACCAACUCCUCGCAAAGUUACAAACUGUUUACAUAUUAAGAGGGUGGUUGGCAUUGCCUGCGGUCAGACCUCGUCCAUGGCUGUUCUGGACAAUGGUGAGGUGUACGGCUGGGGCUACAACGGCAAUGGUCAGCUAGGCUUGGGAAACAACGGCAAUCAGCUGACCCCCGUGAGAGUGGCAGCUUUGCACAGCGUUUGUGUGAACCAGAUUGUCUGCGGCUAUGCACAUACUCUAGCACUAACUGAUGAGGGCUUGCUCUAUGCCUGGGGAGCUAACACAUAUGGGCAGCUGGGAACUGGCAAUAAAAAUAACCUGCUAAGCCCAGCACACAUCAUGGUGGAGAAAGAAAGGGUAAUAGAGAUUGCGGCCUGCCACUCUGCCCACACGUCUGCAGCCAAGACGCAGGGAGGGCACGUGUACAUGUGGGGCCAGUGCCGGGGCCAGUCGGUGACCCUGCCUCACCUCACCCACUUCUCCUCCACCGACGACGUGUUCGCCUGCUUCGCCACGCCCGCCGUCACCUGGCGCCUCCUGUCUAUAGUCUUUCAAAGCUUGAACAUGUGUCCUGAGCUUCCUGUAUUAAUGUGCUCGUUUCCUUCAGAGCAUGAAGACUUUUUAACAGUUGCAGAGUCACUGAAGAAAGAAUUUGACAGUCCGGAAACUGCCGAUCUGAAGUUUCGAAUUGAUGGGAAAUAUAUCCAUGUCCAUAAAGCUGUUUUGAAAAUCAGCAAGCAAGCAGAAAGACUUGAUCUGACUGGGGUCUAUCAGAUGCAAACAGUGGUACUGUUGAAGUGGUGUGAGCACUUUCGAUCCAUGUUCCAGUCUUACUGGAAUGAGGACAUGAAGGAGGUGAUAGAAAUAGACCAGUUUUCCUACCCAGUGUACCGUGCCUUUCUCCAGUACCUCUACACAGAUACAGUGGAUCUGCCGCCUGAAGAUGCCAUAGGUCUUUUGGAUUUGGCGACAUCGUACUGUGAAAACAGACUGAAGAAACUUUGUCAGCACAUUAUCAAGCGAGGAAUCACCGUGGAGAAUGCCUUUUCAUUGUUCUCUGCCGCGGUCAGAUAUGAUGCAGAGGAUUUAGAAGAAUUCUGCUUUAAGUUUUGCAUCAAUCAUUUGACAGAAGUUACACAGACUGCAGCAUUUUGGCAAAUGGAUGGCCCUCUGCUAAAGGAAUUCAUUGCUAAAGCCAGUAAAUGUGGAGCCUUUAAGAACUGAAGCCCAAGACUGCUGGGUUUUGUGUGAGUGCUCUGGGGCUGCUGGUGAUGGUGUGUCGUUUGUGCUCUAUGGGUGAUGUAAUUCUGCAGGUAAAAGAGCCCAUCAGGUUGAUUUGCUCACAUGGAGAUACAGUUCUCUGUGUAAGGAUACAGGAAGGGUGUACGGCUUUUCCUGAACCCAUUUUAAACAACCCUUAUUUCCAGAUGUGUAUAUUUUAAAUGUGACCUUAACGUUUGGCUGGGACAUUGUACAAGGGUGAAAGUCUAGCUGGUUGUUUGAUUUUUGUUUGGUUUGGUUUUGAUUAGAGGAACUCCUGAAGUUGGAAAGGGGGCUUUGCGGCAAGUCUCCUGGCUUGCAUAUCGACAACCCUUUUAACGCCAGGGGUUGGGAUAGGGUGCCAACUGUGAGAGGUGUAGAGGCCCCACUGGGAAUGACAGAUGCUGACUUGGGGGCUUGUUGAAGGGCUGCAUUAGUUGCUAGUUCAGUAGCUUCACUGUGAAGGAAUAGUUAAGAUUGUCUGAGGCUUUUGUUUGUGUAUUUGCAUUAUUGAUGACUUUUUUAACUUCAAAAUAAUAUUCAAUUUAAUAUAAGCCUAUUGAAAUUAUGUGAAGAUGAAUUUCUAGGUUAGUCGGGGUUUCUCUUAAGACUUAAGUACGUAAAGAGUCGUAAUGUAGAACUAUCUGUGAAAACUUGAUAAUGAAAGAAACUUCAUUUGGGUGAAAGUGGAUAUUUUAUAACUCAAGAGUCUCCACUACUAACAGUGUUUUCUUAAGGUUAAAUUUGAGAACCCAAAUUUAAAUCCCCCCACCUUUUCUCCUAUAAAUGCUAAUCAUAUAAGAGGAAAAUAGUGAUAUAUUCAAUGUACUCUUGCCUUCCUGAAUUGUGGUUGCUGAAUCAUCAGAUCUGCUACGUCCGGCUCAAAUAAGUGGUUCUUAAAACCAAGUUUCUUACAGGACUUAAUAGAAUUUGUUUUUAAUCGAUUUUUAUCUAUGCCAAAUGCUGUCACACAUUUUGCUUAUUUGAAAUGUCACCAGCUUUCACGUUUGAUUUUCCUUUCCUUUUAAUUGUGUUAGGUAACUUUGAAAAAGGAUCCAAAUUAUGAGGGUGUUUUUUUGGUCUGGUUAUGAAAUGUGACUUUGGGAAGUAAGAGUGUUCAACUCUGAGUUUUAUCACGUGUGCCCGUUGAGCUUGCUUCAAGGACAAAGCUUUGUUCUGCUCUCUGGCCCACGGACUCAUUUCCAUUUGUGGGGGCUCCUUUAGUGAACUGUGUCAUGUUUGGAAGGUCCUCCAUCUGAAGUUAGAGACCGAAUCCAUUUUCAGACCCCAAUUAAAAAGAGGGUGAAUAGAUGCUGCAGCUACUGUUUUUAGCAAUGUUUCUAAGUGUAUAUUGGGGGGUGAGGGCCCAAAGAUGGAAAUUCAUUGAUAGAUGAAAUAAACCCGGAAGUCUCAGCCUCCUUUUCUUUACCAUGUUGCAAGUGAUUGAAGCCCAAUGAGUUAUUAGGUUAGAAUUAGUUCUGCAACAUAAUAGAAUUUUCUUACUAGGUUGAUAAAUGUACAUUAAUUUGAUUAUUAGCUAUGAUGGGUAGUGUUUCUAACAGUCACUGUCUAUAGGCUUAUGAUCUGGACAAAACAAGAACUUCAGUAAAUUUACUAUUGCUCUUACUUGAAAAAAAACUUUAAAAAAGCACAAAUUAACAUAGAUCCAUUUCCAUAGAUAGUUCAUUCGCUAAACAAAUAUUUACUGAGUUCCCAAUAGGUGAAGAACCACUUCUCAUAUUAGAUUACUGAGUAAUUUGUAUGACUAUAUUUUCAGUGAAGAGAACAGAAAAAAGUCUCUCAGAAAGUACUUGAGUAUCUUGUGUUGGUUUUUUUUUAAAAAUAGGCUCUCUUAUUUUUCUACUUGGUUUUGUUGUUAAUCAUAGCAGGAGAUGAAAACUAUUCUUUGAAUUGUUUUUUUCAUCUGAUAUAAUAGUGAAAGCCAAAAUAUUGGUAUUUCUUCACAUAGCCCUAAAAUGUACUCUUGAACUUCCUACUGGAACAAGGUUUGAUACGCUAGUUAUAUAGGUUGUAUAUAUGUAAUGUUUAGAGUGACAUAUUAAUAAAUAAAGCAAUCUGUUAAAAUAGG